Messenger RNA from Formica exsecta, 1450 nucleotides. RefSeq names its product calcineurin B homologous protein 1 (gene elm). Gene Ontology annotation, molecular function: calcium ion binding. NCBI's taxonomy places the organism in Eukaryota, Metazoa, Arthropoda, Insecta, Hymenoptera, Formicidae. Bases 408 to 977 code for a protein of 189 amino acids. The record is from RefSeq and is a predicted model, not a curated record. The transcript is spliced from 4 exons.
UCUCUCUCUCUCUCUUCAAUGCAUAGUCUGAAAUCUGAUAUAGACUUUAGAUGCAGUGUGAAUCGUCGAUAAUGAUUCUAUCUUAUCAUUCGUAAUAGUUUCGUUUUGUUAAACGCAGAAUAUCUCAUUCGAUGAAUUGCCAAGUUUCUUCCGAUGCUUUAAAACCUUUGAACUGUUGCAGUCAAAAGUUCAAGUGCUUGAAUUGUUCAGAGUCUGUCAUCUGUCAUCAUUAGUCUCAUCUGUCAUUCUCUUUAAUAGACAGUCAUAUGAUUUGGCUACGUACGCUCGACAGUCGACACACCUAUAUCUUUUCGUGUUUUGCGAACGACGCAUGUAAAUAAUAUAGUGCUCGAGCGUUUCAUACGAUAAAUCCAAAUCUUUUCGUAUUUCAAUCGUUGCUGAAAAAAAUGGGCAAUAGAUCGAGUCUUCUUCUGCGUGAGGAUGAAAUAGCGCAAAUACAGAAUGCCACCGGCUUUACACCGAAUCAAAUCGAACGGUUGUACAGCCGUUUCACGAGCCUGGAUCGCGGUGAUUGCGGAACGCUCAGUCGAGAGGAUUUUCUCAGAAUCCCAGAAUUGGCGAUAAAUCCGCUCGGUGAGAGAAUAGUGAACGCUUUUUUCGAAGAGAGCGGGAACGACAGAGUGAAUUUCUUGCAGUUCAUGCAGGUCCUGGCUCGUUUCAGGCCAAUCAAGAAGAACAGUCCUAAUCGAUUGAACUCUAGACAGCAGAAGUUGAGAUUUGCAUUUAAAAUGUAUGACUUGGAUAAUGAUGAUUUGAUCUCAAAAGAUGAACUACUUGCUAUUUUGCACAUGAUGGUUGGCGCCAAUAUUAGCGAGGAACAGUUAACUAGCAUUGCAGAGCGGACUAUAGUUGAAGCUGAUGAAAAUGGAGAUGGUAUGAUAUCAUUUGAAGAAUUCUGCAAAGUAUUAGAACGUACAGAUGUUGAGCAAAAGAUGUCCAUAAGAUUUCUAAGUUGAAUUGAUUGUUGCUCUAUAUAUGAAAUACAAUAUAAAAUUUAUACAUAUUGAAAUAAGUGUUGAGAAAUUAUGUUAUGACUUUUUUUCACAAUUACAAAAAAUUCUGCUAUAAAUAUAUAUUUAUACCUAUUAUGUGUAAAUAAUAUGUAAAUAAUUCUUAUAUAUUAUACUGUUGCCAUUAUCAAGAAGAUAUGGAGUGUCCAUAUAAGUGGAAACAAUUUUCCAUACUUGCUUAAAUAUGGCAUUGUUUUUAUUCAUGAUAGUAGUCAAUGGAAUGUAUAAGUAAAACAAAAAAGAAAGAAAGUGUACAGUUAGACAAAAUUCAAUUUCUAUUUUACAUUUUACUAAUAAGAUGGAUAGUUUUAUGAAAUAAACAAGACUUUUAAAAAAAAUUGGUUAUAAAGAUUUGUGUAAAUUGUAGCUUAAUAUUGUCAAAUGAUUAUAAGAAAUACAUUAUCUUUGAAUUUAUUGCA